Heteronotia binoei (common prickly gecko) is the source of this 3246-nucleotide messenger RNA. RefSeq names its product thrombospondin type 1 domain containing 4 (gene THSD4). NCBI's taxonomy places the organism in Eukaryota, Metazoa, Chordata, Lepidosauria, Squamata, Gekkonidae. The record is from RefSeq and is a predicted model, not a curated record. Gene Ontology annotation, molecular function: metalloendopeptidase activity. Gene Ontology annotation, biological process: extracellular matrix organization. The transcript has 17 exons. Gene Ontology annotation, cellular component: extracellular matrix. The coding region runs from base 91 to 3186 and encodes 1031 amino acids.
CCAGGAUUUUUCUAUAAUACACCCUGACAUUUGGGCACGCUGGAAGGCAUUUCUUCCCCUCCGACCGUAUUCCAUUGAAGGUCCUGAGCCAUGCUGGACAAUCUGAAAGCGUCCUUAAGGCUUCUAAGUUCCAUUGUGGUGCUUGGAUUUCAGCUCGUUGUUCCGCAGCCUGCUAUUGAGCACAGAAAGGUUCCUCAAAGGAUAGAAGAGCAGAACGUUGCAGUGGAAGAAGAAAAUGGAGGCAUCCCAGGGAUCUGGGGAAACUGGGGGCCCUGGUCGGCCUGUUCUCGAAGCUGCAGUGGAGGGGUCAUGGAACAAACAAGGCCUUGCCUUCCGGGAUAUUAUUACGAGAGGAACUACCGCAGGCCGGGACAAUUCUCCGUCUCUGAAAGGACUUUUGGUCACCACCAGCCGCUGCACCACCAAGAAGACCUCCUGAACCCUUACUCCGGGCACGUCAUCUCUGCCAUACGGACAUCGGUGCCUCUUCACAGGAACGAGGAGCAGAGCCGUGUGGGUCUCCGGGCGGGACUCUCCUCCGGGGGUCGCAACGACAGUCACUUGAGCAGAAGCGCAUUGAGGGGAGGCCGCCUUUCUCAGUCUCGGCGUCGGAGUCCCAGGCCGGAUAGAAGAGGCAGAAAUAAAAACCCCAUCGGACCUGGGAAAUACGGCUAUGGGAAAGUGCCCUACAUCCUGCCGCUGCAGACCGACACUGGGCAGUCGCUGCACAAGCCACGACGUCAGCGGCAGUUGGCGCGGGAGGUGCCCAGCCAACCGGGCGUGGGCACCAGGAGCCCCUUCGGACAUCCGGUGACCCCUUCCCACCACCAGGGCAGCCUGCGCCACGAAGAUCGCAGGCCUCAGCUGAGGCCUCAGGGAGUGAGCGGUCCCUUGUACCGGCAGACGGCGUCCCAAUUCCAGGCCUUCCCUGCGUCACAGAGCUUAUUCCACGGCACAGAUUUGAACGCUCAUGUCCCCGGAUCCCGCCAGCCCAUCCGAGGCCAGUCUCCGUCUCCGAGGACUUCAGCUAUCGUCUGCACAGGAGCCUACAAGCAGCACAAGCUUUGCAACACAAAUCCAUGUCCUGAAAACAGAAGCAUCAGGGAGGUACAAUGCGCGUCAUACAACAACAAGCCUUUUAUGGGUCGAUUCUACGAAUGGGAGCCUUUCGCAGAAGUGAAAGGCAGUCAGAAGUGUGAGCUCAACUGCCGAGCUGUUGGGUACCGGUUCUACGUCAGGCAGGCCGAGCAAGUCAUCGAUGGGACGCCCUGCGACCAGAACGGGACUUCCGUUUGCGUGUCCGGUCAGUGUAAGAGCAUCGGCUGUGAUGACUACCUGGGCUCCGAUAAGGUGGUGGAUAAGUGUGGGAUCUGCGGCGGAGACGACACCGCCUGCAAAGUCGUGUCCGGAGUCUUCAAGCACACGUUGACCAACCUCGGAUACCAUAAAAUUGUCGAAAUCCCAGAGGGCGCCACGAAAAUCAACAUCACUGAGAUGUCCAAGAGCAACAACUACUUGGCACUCCGGAGCCGAUCGGGAAGGUCUAUCAUCAAUGGGAACUGGGCGAUUGAUCGACCAGGGCGGUACGAGGGAGGAGGGACCAUGUUCACGUACAAGCGCCCCAACGAGAUCUCAAGCACCUCCGGAGAGUCCUUCUUAGCGGAUGGCCCAACCAACGAAAUCUUGGACGUCUACAUGAUACACCAACAGCCCAACCCAGGUAUCCAUUAUGAGUACAUCAUCCCAGGUCCCAACGUCAUCAGUCCUCAGGUGCCUCUUCACAGGCGGCCAGGAGAGCCAUUCAACGGCCAGUUGGACGUGACAGAGAAUGUGAAUUAUGAGGAGGAAGAUUUGCAUCGGGAGACAGGCACUCACGUCGGGCAGCCCGGGGGGACCUUCCCAGCAAUCCAGCCCGGCCGCUUCCCUUCUCAUCUGCCCGACAACCAGGUACCAGCUGGUCAGCCCCCAAGGCGAAACAGAGAACACAACUGGAAACAGGUCGGGAUGACCGAGUGCUCCACGACGUGUGGGAAAGGGUCGCAGUAUCCCAUCUUCCGUUGUGUGAGCAGAAAUACUCAUGAGGAGGUGACCGAAAGCUACUGUGACCUCAGCACCAAGCCUACUCCAGAAGAGGAAGCCUGUAACCUCUUCCCUUGCCCGGCCUUCUGGGACAUAGGGGAGUGGUCGGAGUGCAGCAAGACCUGUGGCCUGGGGAUGCAACACCGCCAAGUCCUGUGCCGGCAGAUCUACGCCAACCGCACCCUGACCAUCCAGCCGUACCGCUGCCACCACCUGGAGAAACCGGAGACAACAAGUACGUGCCAGCUGAAGAUCUGCAGCGAAUGGCAAAUUCGGACAGAAUGGACACCGUGUUCGGUGCCAUGCGGGGUGGGCCAGCGGACACGAGAUGUCAAGUGUGUGAGCAACCUAGGAGACGUCGUUGACGAUGAGGAAUGCAACAUGAAACUACGGCCGAAUGACAUUGAGAACUGCGAUAUGGGACCCUGCGCCAAGAGCUGGUUUCUGACAGACUGGAGUGACCGGUGUUCCUCUGAAUGCGGCGCAGGGGUCCGGACGCGCUCCGUCGUCUGCAUGACCAACCACAUCAGCAGCUUGCCCCUGGAGGGCUGCGGGCACAACCGGCCUCCGGACACGACCCCCUGUGACAACGGGCCGUGCUUGGGGAAGGUGGAGUGGUUCGCCGGGAGCUGGAGCCAGUGUUCGGUCGAAUGCGGCAGCGGAACCCAGCAGAGGGAAGUGAUUUGUAUCCGGAAGGCCGAGAGCGGUUUUGAAAUGCUGAAUCCCUACGAAUGUUCGUAUCUGGAAAGGCCCCCCAGCCAACAAAGCUGUGACCUCAAGCCUUGCGGCGCAAAAUGGUUCAGCACCGAAUGGAGCACAUGCUCGAAAACUUGCGAGGGCGGUUUCCGCGUCCGCGCGGUGCGAUGCUUGUCCGACGACAUGACACCCAGUGCCAAGUGUGACCCGCAACUCAAGCCGGAGGAAAAGGAAUCCUGCAAUACCCAGGACUGCGUACCAGAAAUAGACGAAAACUGCCAAGAUAAAUAUUACAACUGCAACGUGGUGGUUCAGGCCCGGCUUUGCGUCUACACUUACUACAAGACGGCUUGCUGCGCUUCAUGUCUGAGGGUCGCCAACAGGCAGUCGGGGUUUCUGGGACGCAGAUAACAGCAGCUCCGUCGCCUGCCUCUGACUUCCACCUGCUUGUUGCGGCUGCUUGGACUGCGA